Daldinia caldariorum is the source of this 2097-nucleotide messenger RNA. RefSeq lists its product as uncharacterized. The record is from RefSeq and is a predicted model, not a curated record. The transcript has 7 exons. Lineage: Eukaryota; Fungi; Ascomycota; Sordariomycetes; Xylariales; Hypoxylaceae. The coding region runs from base 34 to 1674 and encodes 546 amino acids.
UCUUGAGUCUAGCUAAGAAAAAACGUGGGAAUAAUGCCUCACUUAGGGUCGUCGCUCAUUUGGGUGUGCUUAGGUGCAUCAUUGGCGAGAGCGCAGGACGUUGUUUACGUUACUGAUCUUUCCAUAUUUACCGUAUUGGCUCCAUGUGCAGCAUCCGCAGUAUCUGAGAAUGUCCAGGCGCAGACAUACCAAAACUGCCCCGAAGCAGUAACGGAUCUCCAAUCAUGUGUCUGCACAAAAAAUAACAAUUUUGCUUCGAUAGCAACGGGAAUUGCGAGUUCAGUUAGCCGCAGCUGUGGUUCGACCGCUUCUGAAGACCAGGCCAGUGCGGCGAGCGUGUUCGAAGCAUAUUGCAACCAAGCGUCGAUUACACCGUUUCCGACUCCCUCUAAUCCGGUCACGCAGUAUAUUACUGACUUUCCAGCAUGGCAAGAGCUUGCACCUUGUGCCGCGAGUGGGCUAUCUUAUAUUGUCCAGAGUAUGACUUAUGAUCUAUGCCCUGCGGACCCGAACCUUCUCGCAACGUGCGUAUGCGACAAGAAUCAGAAUUCCUUGCUUGCUAGCCAAGGUAUUAACAAAUCGGUAAAAUCCUCAUGUUCAUCACACGUUGAGGACAUAGACUCGGCACAAGCGGUAUUUUCAGGUUACUGCGGGUUAAUGAAAGGGACCUCGUCGUUCCCAACGACUUCGGACCCUCCUGGUGACAUGACAUAUCAUAUCACCGCCUUACCCGAUUAUAGUUCGCUAGCCCCUUGCGCGCAAUCUGCUGUAUCAUACGGAGUAUUAAGCCAAACCUACGACCUCUGUCCCGAUGGCCCAAAGGCCCUCGCAUCAUGUGUUUGUUUAAAGAGCGGAAUGUCUGGCUCUAUGAGCAAUGUCAUCACCUCCGAUGUCAAAUACUCAUGUGACUCGACAGCGACUGAAGAUGUUAGCUCGGCAUUGGCUGUGUUCGAUUUGUAUUGCAAUGCUGCCAAGGGGUUAACAACUCCAGCUGGAGUUACCGAGUCUUUGGAACAAACAAAGGCCACCUUGAACAGCGGGGCUUCUGGACCGAAAGAAACCGGUAUUUCCGGAGCAUCUGGAAGUUCAAGCUCCGAAGGUCCUCUAGAGUCUGGAAGCUCAAGCAGUGAUUCGACUAACAAAUCGAAUACGAGUACAAUUGUCGGUGCGGUGAUUGGCAUUUUGGCCGGUAUUGCGUUUAUAGGUCUUGUAGCAUUUUUCUUCUGGCGACGUCGGCGGUAUGACCAGAGCGAUGACCGGAUAGGACCACAAUCUGUUGUCCAAGAAUACGCUGGAAAACCCGAGCUUGACGGUAACCCGAAUCCAGACGCGCUGAAGGACCAGGAGGCUACCCGGAUUGACAACGUUUCACCCGUGUCUGCUUAUAGCUCACCCAAUACGUCGGAGCUCCAGGGUCAUAGUGCCUAUCCCCAACCGCCCAUUCCGCAGAUGCCUGAGCUACGUGGUCAGGAUCAUGCACCACAAAUGCCAAGUCCUGUCUCCCCACAUACUCCCCAGGAGGCAAAUAGUCAACCGGUAUACGAAGCUCCAGCUCAGCAUAGGCCUCAGGUGCAUGAGGCACACGGCCAGCCUAGAUCAGAACUUCCGGGUAUGGGGUGGCAAUCUGGACCCGUGACUGAGUUUCAUGAAGUAGAUGGAGGAUAUAGAGGAUAGGAUAGUAAUGGAUAUAACCUGGGCUAUAGGGAGAGAGGGGAUGAAAAGGUUAGGUAGAUAACUUCAUGGCUUUAUAUAUUCGAUUUAACAAUUAGAAUAUAGAGAGUAACGACGGAAUUACGCCAUCUUCGAAAGGUGGUUUCGUAUCGGGUAAAUACGGCGAUGAAUGAAAUUAAGUGAAUAAUACUGCUUUGUUAGUGAUGUGACGUAAGGGACGUCGGAUAUUUUCUACUAGUUAGUUCUUCAGGUAAACUUGAUGAAAGGUAUUUGAUAGGUCGUAGGAGUGCAGAUAACCUAGAAUGAAGCAUGUAUGGGAUAAAAAAUAAUUGGGCACUGAUUUCGAAGUGAUGAAGAGGUACCUCCAAGUACAUGGUUCGGUGAUGGUCCAAGCUUCCCUAAGCUUGUCGAAUUUAGGUUAGGCAU